AUGGCAAAGUCAAGGGGUUUCAUUUUAACCAUUAUUUUAAUUAUGUUUUGUCAAGGUGUGCAAAGUCUGCGAUUAAAUAGAAUAAAUAUUCCACAAUAUAAAUUUCGAGGAGAAAACGCAAUCCUUGAAUGCGACUAUGAGCUUAAUGGAAGUAGAGAUUCCGAUGGCGAUGAAGACAUCGAUAAUUCACAUUUUAAUUAUCAGGAUGGAGAUGUCGAGACUUUAUAUUCUGUGAAAUGGUAUAAGGAUGGAGAAGAAUUUUAUCGAUAUGUUCCAAAAUCAAAUCCUCCACAAAAUAGUUAUAAAGUUGAAGGAAUAAAAGUUGAUCAUCAAGCAUCAAAUAGCAAAAAAGUUUAUCUCAAAGGCGUUACACUCAAAUCGACAGGGACUUAUCGCUGUGAAAUUUCUGCGGAAGAGCCUGAUUUCAAAACAGUAACGGGCGAACAGAAGUUAGAAGUUAUUUAUCUACCCACAUCCGGUCCAGUGAUACAAGGCGAGGAGAAGCAAUAUCAAAUUGGAGAUAUCCUAAGUCUUAAUUGCACAUCCGGAAAAUCAUCACCGAGAUCUAUUUUAACUUUUUAUAUUAAUGAUGAGCCUGUUAUGAACAGCAAUUAUCUAACAAAUUACCGUGAUAUGUAUCAUGCACAUGGUUUAAUAACAUCAUCACUUGGUUUAAACAUUCCUGUCGAUGGAAGGCAUUUCUUCGAUGGCGUGAUGAGGGUACGCUGUGUAGCCAAUCUCUCACCAUUGUUACAGAAUGGCAGAGAGAGUGUACUUCAUAGACGAUUAUCAUCAAUGGAUAGUAGAGAAGCAAUGCUGCUUGUGAGGAGCAGCGCGUUGAGUCUAAAAAUGCCAAUUGCAAUUAUCCUUAUAGCAAUCUUACUAAUUAAUGUUUUAAUAAUAUAA
Molecule: messenger RNA, 906 nt
Organism: Chironomus riparius
Lineage: Eukaryota; Metazoa; Arthropoda; Insecta; Diptera; Chironomidae
Source: the annotation of a GenBank genome assembly